AUGAUGAACAGAAUUGCCCUCAGAGCCGUUGCCCGUCCAGUAGCUUUACGUCAAGCUCCAAUCGGUUUACGUUUCUUAUCUACUCCAGUUGAACCAAAGGAAAAGGCCAACUCUAUCAUUGAUGCUCUUCCAGGUAACAACUUGAUCUCCAAGACCGGUAUCUUAGCCACCUCAGCUGCCGCCGCUGUCUACGGUAUCUCCAACGAAUUAAUCGUCUUACACGAUGAAACCAUCUUGGUUGUCACCUUUGCUACCUUCACUGCCUUAUGUGCCAAGUUCAUUGCUCCAUUAUAUACUGAAUGGGCCGAUGGUGAAAUCAAGAAAGUUAACGACUUGUUGAACGAAUCAAGAACCAAGCACGUCUCCGCCGUUAAGGAAAGAAUCGACUCUGUUGGCCAAUUAAAGGAUGUUGUCUCUACCACCCAAGCUUUAUUCGCUGUUUCUAAGGAAACCGCCGAAUUGGAAGCUAAGUCUUUCGAAUUAAAGCAACAAUUGGCUGUCUCCCACGAAGCUAAGUCCGUUUUAGACUCAUGGGUCAGAUACGAACAACAACAAAGACAAUUAGAACAACAGCAAUUGAUCAAGUCUGUCUUGGAUAAGGUUAACAAGGAAAUUGAAAACCCUAAGUUCCAAGAAAAGAUCUUGAACGAAUCAGUUGCUGAAGUCGAAAAGUUGUUCGCUAAGGCUUAA
Dujonia railenensis is the source of this 690-nucleotide messenger RNA. The record is from the annotation of a GenBank genome assembly. NCBI's taxonomy places the organism in Eukaryota, Fungi, Ascomycota, Pichiomycetes, Serinales, Debaryomycetaceae.